Echinops telfairi (small Madagascar hedgehog) is the source of this 1656-nucleotide messenger RNA. RefSeq names its product transmembrane protein 215 (gene TMEM215). The coding region runs from base 35 to 742 and encodes 235 amino acids. The record is from RefSeq and is a predicted model, not a curated record. The transcript has a single exon. Lineage: Eukaryota; Metazoa; Chordata; Mammalia; Afrosoricida; Tenrecidae.
CACCAAGCAGCCCCGCACCUGGAUGGAGUGAAAGAUGCGGCCCGAUGACAUUAACCCGAGGACUGGGCUAGUGGUGGCCCUGGUCAGCGUCUUCCUGGUCUUUGGUUUCAUGUUCACCGUCUCUGGGAUGAAAGGCGAGACCCUGGGCAACAUCCCCCUCCUGGCCAUCGGGCCAGCCAUCUGCCUCCCGGGCAUCGCAGCCAUUGCCCUGGCCCGGAAAACCGAAGGGUGCACCAAGUGGCCCGAGAACGAGCUGCUCUGGGUCCGCAAACUGCCCUGUUUCCGGAAACCCAAAGACAAGGAGGUGGUGGAACUGCUAAGGACCCCUUCGGACCUGGAGUCAGGCAAGGGGAGCUCCGAUGAACUGGCUAAGAAGGCGGGCCUCAAGAGGAAGCCUCCCCCGCAGGGGCAGGGUGAGGUGCAGACCGCCAGCUCCAUCACCACCACCCCCACGCCCAAGGAGGAGGGCGAAUGCCAGAGCAUGGUCCAGAGCGGGCAUCAGGAGACAUCCAGAUACCUGGACGGCUACUGUCCUUCUGCCAGCUCGCUGGCCUGCAGUGCCUUGGAGGCCAAAUGCUCAGCCUGGGACAGGUCCGACUGCCCGGAGCCCGAGGACAGCAUCUUCUUUGUGCCCCAGGACAGUAUCAUCGUUUGCUCCUACAAGCAGAACAGCCCCUAUGACAGAUACUGCUGUUACAUCAAUCAGAGCCCAGGCAGGUGGGACCAGGAGACGAUAGUCUAGGCGUUCCAUACAAGGGUCCCUGUGUUAUAGAAACAUGACAACACCCAGCUCCUAGUGGAAGAAAGUUGCCUGGCUCUAACAGCCUGCACACCGUUAGAGGUUGAUGUGGUAUGUGAUGGGUAUGCCAACCCCCAGUGCCUGAAAGCCACGUCGAUAGGCAUGUUGGUGACACGUUUUAAGGAAGGUCAGGCACUCUGGAACAAGCAGUGAGUAGAAAAGGGAGCAAGAGUUCCAAUCGCUUUUUAACAAUUUAAACAAUGUUGAAUGUUUUGUGAAAUAACCCAAAAAGUGCUAACCAGCACCUGCUGAAAGCAAGAUAAAUGUAAACUGCGGCUAUCAGGAAUCAGACCACAGGGAGGCUGAGCUACUUUAUGUUUGCAGAAAUUAGAAGGAAAACAAUCAUAAUCAAAUGUUCUGUUAUAUGUUUGCCUGAUAUAACAGACGUUUGCCUAAAGAGAAAAAAAAACAGAGAGAACAGUCACAUCUCUUCUUAAGUGGGAUGAUUUUUGGAGAGCAGGGCGUUAAAGACAGGUGAAUUGUGUGACUGGGUUUGACGGCAAUUUCCUCUACAGACUGGGGGCUUCAAGUUACCUAAAGUGUGACCAACUAUGAUUUUUAAAAAAGAACCAUUUUUGAUAGCCAUAUUAUUUCUUAAAUUGUUUAAAUUUAUUUACUGCAUCUUUAUGAGAUAUGUGGUUUGGUUGGCUAUCCUAACAUUUGCUAUCCUUCAUGUAUACUUUCCUCACCAGGUGCAAAAUGACUUGAUGGGCUAUUUUCAUAGAUUCGAACUUGCUUUCCUCAAGUCCAAAUGGUGGUCCAUAUAUAUGUAGGUGUCGUUGACAUUUCUGGCAGGUGUUGCGGUCAUGACUGAAAGGCUGGCGGUUUGAACUCACCAGUCUCUCUACAAGGGAAAG